This is a messenger RNA of Belonocnema kinseyi, 1143 nucleotides long. RefSeq lists its product as uncharacterized. The record is from RefSeq and is a predicted model, not a curated record. The transcript has 3 exons. NCBI's taxonomy places the organism in Eukaryota, Metazoa, Arthropoda, Insecta, Hymenoptera, Cynipidae. The coding region runs from base 87 to 578 and encodes 163 amino acids.
UUUAUUGUAGAUGACCAUUGUUACAAAAAAUAGUUGUUGGAACAGAACCAGAAAAACAAAAAAACAAAAUUAUUACUUUCAGUAAGAUGAAUAAUUUUUGGCCUGCUAUUAUUUUUGCAUUAGUCAUAGGUCUUGUGAAAAAAUCAACUGGCCUUUCCCUACAAGAUCCAAUUGAUAGAACCUUUCAAGAUCAAUUUUUAUGGCAACCGAACAAAUAUAAUUUGGAAAGCAUGUGUGGGGGAGAAAAGGCAGAUGCUUUAAGUGGAAGAAAUAAACAAAUGUAUUCCAUGUGGCGCAAUGUUAAAAGAACAAUAAGGGAAUUAGUCCGAGAAAAAGUUACAGAUAAAGAACUUUCUGAUUUAGUCACAAAUUAUUGCCGAAGAAAUGAGGAAAUGGAAUUCGUAUCAAAGGAACUUGUUCAAAGUGUGCAGAAUUGCUUUGGAAAUAGAUAUCAUCUCAAUGAAGAAAAAAAAUUGGCAGCUAAACAGGCUUUUAUUGAUUCUGUUUGUGGAAAUGUGUAUUCAUCGCUUCACUGGGAAUAUAUUUUUAAUGCCAAAGUUCCCAAAAUCAUGGCAUAACCGAUUAUAAAAUUUUAAUCGACCAGAAGCCUCAGUGAAUCCGCAAUCUUAAUUGGCUACUUGCGAUUGCGAUCGAUUCAAUGCCAUUUUAAAUUUAACUUUUUUUAUUUAUCUACAAUAUAUUUCACGGAGUCGUCUUAUAUUUGUUAAAAAUGGAAAUACUUCAGAGAAACUAACAAUCUGAUAUAUAAUAUGUUUUACCUGUUGAUUUGAAAUAUUAAUUUUUUUGUGAAAUAUGGGAGCAUAACCUCAACAAUUUCAAUUCGAUUCAAAAACAUCAAAAGAGAAUAAAAAUAUCAAUCGUUCAAUCAGAAUUUUCUUCUUUCCUGAGUUGAUCGAAAAAAGGAUAAGAUCUCAGAAAUUCGAUUACACACAAUUAAAUAUUUUCGAUCUUUAAUCGGCGAAUUUAUCGACAUCCGAAAAGUAGGAAUCUGCAUGCUCACAAUCUACAUCCCAAAAUAUAAUAAUUAUAAGAGACCUCUACUUGUAUAUAUUACAUUGAACAAAAAUAAUACUGAGAAGGUAUACAGCUAAAUUAAAGAAUAGAAAAAUGGGUAUUAUUAAA